Molecule: messenger RNA, 1872 nt
Organism: Pipistrellus nathusii (Nathusius's pipistrelle)
Lineage: Eukaryota; Metazoa; Chordata; Mammalia; Chiroptera; Vespertilionidae
Source: the annotation of a GenBank genome assembly
AUGGCGGCGGCCCCACGCGCGUGCCGGCGGGGCGGGCGGCCGCUCCCGGAGCUGCUGCUGCUGCUGCUGCUGGCGCUGCCGCCCCCGGGGGGCCCGCCGGGCGCCGCCGCCUACUUCCCGGAGGAGCGCUGGAGCCCCGAGUCGCCGCUGCAGGCGCCGCGCGUGCUCAUCGCGCUGCUGGCGCGCAACGCGGCCCACGCGCUGCCAGCCACGCUGGGCGCGCUGGAGCGGCUGCGCCACCCGCGGGAGCGCACGGCGCUGUGGGUGGCCACAGACCACAACGCAGACAACACGACGGCAGUGCUGAGGGAAUGGCUGGUGGCCGUGAAGACCUUGUACCACUCGGUGGAGUGGCGGCCGGCGGAGGAGCCCCGGUCCUACCAAGACGAGGAGGGGCCCAAGCACUGGUCCGACGCCCGCUACGAGCACGUCAUGAAGCUGCGCCAGGCAGCCCUGAAGUCCGCCCGGGACAUGUGGGCCGACUACAUCUUGUUUGUGGACGCGGACAACCUGAUCCUGAACCCCGACACGCUGACGCUGCUCAUGGCCGAGAACAAGACGGUGGUGGCGCCCAUGCUGGACUCCCGGGCCGCGUACUCCAACUUCUGGUGCGGGAUGACCUCGCAGGGCUACUACAAGCGCACCCCCGCCUACAUCCCCAUCCGGAAGCGGGACCGCCGGGGCUGCUUCGCGGUGCCCAUGGUGCACUCCACCUUCCUGAUCGACCUGCGGAAGGCGGCGUCCAGGAGCCUGGCCUUCUACCCGCCGCACAGCGACUACACCUGGUCCUUCGAUGACAUCAUCGUGUUCGCCUUCUCCUGCAAGCAGGCAGAGGUCCAGAUGUACGUGUGCAACAAGGAGAUGUACGGCUUCCUGCCAGUGCCGCUGCGCUCACACAGCACCCUCCAGGACGAGGCCGAGAGCUUCCUGCACGUGCAGCUGGAGGUGAUGGUGAAGCACCCCCCAGCAGAGCCGUCCCGGUUCGUCUCGGUGCCGGCCAAGACGCCUGACAAGAUGGGCUUUGACGAGGUCUUCAUGAUCAACCUGAAGCGACGGCAGGACCGGCGGGAGCGCAUGCUCUGGGCGCUGAGGGCGCAGGAGAUCAAGUUCCGGCUGGUGGAGGCUGUGGAUGGCAAAGCCAUGAACACCAGCCAGGUGGAGGCCCUGGGCAUCCAGAUGCUGCCCGGCUACCAGGACCCCUACCACGGGCGGCCCCUCACCAAGGGAGAGCUGGGCUGCUUCCUCAGCCACUACAACAUCUGGAAGGAGGUCGUGGACAAGGGACUGAAGAAAUCGCUGGUCUUCGAGGAUGACCUGCGCUUCGAGAUCUUCUUCAAGAGGCGCCUGAUGAACCUCAUGCGGGAUGUGGAGAAGGAGGGUCUGGACUGGGACCUCAUCUACGUGGGCCGGAAGCGGAUGCAGGUGGAGCACCCCGAGAAGGCCGUGCCCCGCGUGAGGAACCUGGUGGAGGCCGACUACUCCUAUUGGACGCUGGCCUACGUCAUCUCCCUGCAAGGCGCCCGCAAGCUGCUGGCCGCCCAGCCCCUCUCCAAGAUGCUGCCCGUGGACGAGUUCCUGCCCGUCAUGUUCGACAAGCACCCAGUGUCGAAGUACAAGGCCCACUUCUCCCCCCGCAACCUGCGGGCCUUCUCGGUGGAGCCCCUGCUGGUGUUCCCCACGCACUACACGGGGGACGACGGCUACGUGAGCGACACGGAGACCUCGGUGGUGUGGAACAACGAGCGCGUCAAGACGGACUGGGACCGCGCCAAGUCCCAGAAGAUGCGGGAGCAGCAGGCGCUGAGCCGCGAGGCCAAGAACUCGGACGUGCUGCAGUCCCCGCUGGACAGCGCCGCCCGGGACGAGCUCUGA